This is a messenger RNA of Mycotypha africana, 2548 nucleotides long. RefSeq lists its product as uncharacterized. Gene Ontology annotation, biological process: negative regulation of silent mating-type cassette heterochromatin formation; negative regulation of rDNA heterochromatin formation. The transcript is spliced from 4 exons. The record is from RefSeq and is a predicted model, not a curated record. NCBI's taxonomy places the organism in Eukaryota, Fungi, Mucoromycota, Mucoromycetes, Mucorales, Mycotyphaceae. Gene Ontology annotation, cellular component: Rpd3L complex; Rpd3L-Expanded complex. Bases 161 to 2275 code for a protein of 704 amino acids.
CCGUUCCUACAAGGAAUUUAAGAGCCUCUACAGACGUCACUUCCACUGCAACCAUAACGAGACGAAAGCAGAAACUAUCCGAGCCUACAGUAGGUUCAGAAGAUGAUGAAGAUUUAGUUGACGAAGAAGAAGAAGAAGAGGAAGACGAUUCUGUAACGAGAUGUGUUUGUGGGAAAUCACUGUAGGUCUCAUGGUGUGUUGUGACGAAUGUGAAGUUUGGCAACAUUGCGAAUGCAUGGGGUUGGAUGAAGAAGACAUUCCAGAACAGUACUUUUGUGAGUUGUGUCGACCGUCUGAUCAUAUCGAAGUGAAAGGCUAUGACAAAUAUUAUAAACCUGCUAUGGAAAAGAAUGGUAACAGUAAACAUGACAAGAAGAAAUCUCCUCGAAAAAGAACGACGACAAACAGCCAGGAAGCUUCUACUUUACAAUCGAAAACAGUCGGUGAACGGGCGAAGCAUCCCCUGGAAGACAUCCAUCAUAACACCAAGGUCACUCGAAGGGCAACCCAGGGUUCAACGCCUGUUUUAAGGGAACAACGCCAACAGCAGCAGCAGCAGCAGCAACAACAACAACAACAACAACAGCAGCAGCAGCAGCAGCAGCAGGAGAAAACCGCACUAACAAACACUGCCACCAUCACAAGACACCAAAAGAAGAGAUCUUAUACCAAAAAACAGCAUCCUUCGCCGGUAGCGGAGAACACCACCCACAGUAAGAAAGAGAAAAGAACUCGUUCACGUUAUACCCCAACCUCGUCACCUAUUGCUACCACGGCUUCCUUACCACCUUCCAAUGACAUCAAUCGCAGUGGAGCAUUGGAUGAAUCGUUAUCACACGUUUCAAGCAACUCACUCGAUACGCACGACAAUGGAGAGAACGGAAGACGAUCUAACUAUCAAAGAGCUUCUCGCUCUCGAGGACCCACGCCUUCCUCUUGCAACUCUUCUACUAUGGCUGCUCUCAACUCAAACACUGCAUUGAAUGCAAAUGCACAUCCUCCUCCGCCUCCUCCUCCUCCUUCUCCUCCACCUACACUUCGUUCAUCACAACAGCAUGCUCAAACCCCGUCACCCAAUCAGCAACUUGUUAAAGACAGACUUCUUCAACAUCCGCUCUUCCGUCAUUUUCAACCUUCCGCUCGUGCCUCCUCGCCUCCUGCAAAAGUGCGAAUGCCAACACAAAAAAUGUCGUUGGACGACAUGCAUAAAAGAACAGAGCAAAUCUUGCAGUACCUUUGCUCAGUUCAAGUAGAUUUAACGCUGAAAAAGAAUAAAAAGAAGCGACCACGACAUUCGUAUCAUGAAACUUUGCAUUUAUCACGUCAUGCUUCUCCUUACCAUCCUCAUCCUCAUUAUCAUCACCACCACCACCACCACCACCACCACCACCAACACCUUUAUCAGGAGGAGACAGAAUCUGAGGAAGAAGAGGAAACGAGUGAAAAACGUCGAGAAAUGGUAAAACAACGUAUGAAUGAUUUGAAAGCGUCAUUGUCACGUCAAUUACAACAAGAAGAAAUACAAGCAACGGCAGUCGCUGAUAUGGAAGUAGGAAGUGCUUGUAGCCCUACCAGCAGUAGUGGUAGCAGCCAUAUGAGUCAUUAUAGCAUGAAAGAAAAUCGUAAACCCACACCGAUCUUGAUACCAAACAACCCUCAAACCAAAGUAGAGGCAGAGGCUUUCUCCUUUCAAGAAGAGACAAAUACCAUGAAGAAUGAUCCUCAGUCAAUGAUGGAAGAGGAUGAUUCAGAAAGUGUUUCCUCUUCGUUAAGUAGUGCGAGCACCAUCCCUUUAGAUGACACUCAAAAGCAUCCUUCUUACCCUGCCAACACUACUACUACUACUACCCAUACCACCACCACCACUACCACCACUAGCACUACUACUAUGACUACUCCUUCUUCAGUGUCAAAGGUCACCGUCUCUGAGGAAAGUUGCAUGCUGAAAAGAAAAGGUGAACCUUCCACGUCUAUAGAAAUGAUGGCAUCCUUAGCCAGGAAAAUAGUUGCUUUUCAACGUGAAUUUGGCUUUCUAACCAACCCAGUCUGUCCUCCUCCUCCUGCUGCUGCUGCUGCUGCUGCUGCUGCCUCUUCUUCCUCUUCACCAACAGAAUCUACUUUAUCCUCGUCCAUCUCUAUCUGUGCUACAACAGUCUUUCCAGUGAACGAGAAUCACUCUACUUCAAUGAACCAUAUGAGUAACCAUAACAGUAGUCAUAGUAGUCCUGUUACACGGAGUCAAGGUAAAUCUGCGCUUUUAACGGACCGUUGGUGAAGACACAACAGUUGUACUAUGCUCUCUCUCUCUCUUCCUUAAAUUAACACUUAUCUAUCUAUCUCGUUUGUUGUCUUUUUCUUUUUUGAUUUUUUCGACGUUUUUGCAUGCCAAAAAGGCAUUUUGCCUCUUUUACACCCCCCCCCCUUUUGUACGAAGUAAUGUAAUCAUUUAAACCCCACUAUAAAAAAAAAGAGCUUUUUCAUCCAAUCAACAUGGCUUAGUAUAUAACCUAUGCAUAAAGUGGCUAUUUUUUACCCCGGAUUUACUUUU